AGGAAUGCAAAGUAAGAUUUGAACUGCAUGAAUGGAGGUGGAGCAACACAAGCAGACCGGCACUAUAAAACCAUCAGAUCUGUGGCUUCAUGGACUUCAUUGAUUCUUUCUUUAACUGGCCUCAUAUAUGCCUGGAACACAUCUGACGAAGAAGAGUGACCCACUGAAUGUCACACAUCUCUGCAAAAAGUCUACUUCUACACAAUAUCCCAGAGCUCAAAACACCAAGGAGCUGCAACCACUCAUGGCAAAUCCAGUCCACGAAAUUACAGAUGAGAAGAAACAGCAGGGACUCGAGAAGAUAAAUUCGGGCCAGAAGUUUAAAGCAAAUCUCAUAAAAUGGGUCUCAUUUAUUUCUGGAGACAUGGCUGUGUUCGGAGAAUGGAUGAAAGGGCAAUUUAUCUUGCUCCAAAUUAUGGACUGGGUGCUGCGUGGAGCGGCUCAGGUGAUGUUUGUGAACAACCCUCUCAGUGGUCUGAUCAUCUUUGCUGGACUGAUCCUUCAAAACAGAUGGUGGGCACUUAAUGGCUUUAUUGGUACCUUGUUUGCUACGAUUUCUGCACUCAUCCUCUGUCAGAACAGAGGUGCAAUUGCUGCUGGUCUGUAUGGAUAUAACGGCAUUUUGGUUGGUCUCCUGAUGGCAGUUUUCUCAAAUGCUGGAGAUUGGUAUUGGUGGCUUCUUCUUCCCAACAUCUUCAUGUCAAUGGCAUGUCCUAUAGUAUCCAGUGCCUUGGCCUCCAUCAACAGCCGCUGGGAUCUGCCUGUCUUCACCCUGCCGUUUAACAUACUGGUGUGUCUCCAUAUGGUGGCUACAGGACACUACAAUCAAUACUUCCCUCAGAUUCUCAUCCAGCCAACCACAUCCAUGUCUAACCUGACAUGGUCUGAGCUGGAUUAUGCACAGCUCUUCCGCUCAAUCCCUGUGGGCAUUGGACAGGUAUACGGAUGCGACAAUGCUUGGACAGGAGGAAUAUUCAUGAUCGCUCUGUUCAUCUCCUCACCCAUUACAUUUGCGCAUGCAACUAUUGGAUCAGCAGUUGGUAUGCUGUCAGGUCUGGCUCUUGCAGCGCCAUUCAAAAACAUCUACAUGGGCCUGUGGGGCUAUAACUGUGUUUUAGCCUGCAUUGCCAUUGGUGGGAUGUUCUACGCUCUCACGUGGCAGACACAUCUGGGCUGUGGCUUGUGUAUGCCUGGAACACAUCUGACGAAGAAGAGUGACCCACUGAAUGUCACACAUCUCUGCAAAAAGUCUACUUCUACACAAUAUCCCAGAGCUCAAAACACCAAGGAGCUGCAACCACUCAUGGCAAAUCCAGUCCACGAAAUUACAGAUGAGAAGAAACAGCAGGGACUCGAGAAGAUAAAUUCGGGCCAGAAGUUUAAAGCAAAUCUCAUAAAAUGGGUCUCAUUUAUUUCUGGAGACAUGGCUGUGUUCGGAGAAUGGAUGAAAGGGCAAUUUAUCUUGCUCCAAAUUAUGGACUGGGUGCUGCGUGGAGCGGCUCAGGUGAUGUUUGUGAACAACCCUCUCAGUGGUCUGAUCAUCUUUGCUGGACUGAUCCUUCAAAACAGAUGGUGGGCACUUAAUGGCUUUAUUGGUACCUUGUUUGCUACGAUUUCUGCACUCAUCCUCUGUCAGAACAGAGGUGCAAUUGCUGCUGGUCUGUAUGGAUAUAACGGCAUUUUGGUUGGUCUCCUGAUGGCAGUUUUCUCAAAUGCUGGAGAUUGGUAUUGGUGGCUUCUUCUUCCCAACAUCUUCAUGUCAAUGGCAUGUCCUAUAGUAUCCAGUGCCUUGGCCUCCAUCAACAGCCGCUGGGAUCUGCCUGUCUUCACCCUGCCGUUUAACAUACUGGUGUGUCUCCAUAUGGUGGCUACAGGACACUACAAUCAAUACUUCCCUCAGAUUCUCAUCCAGCCAACCACAUCCAUGUCUAACCUGACAUGGUCUGAGCUGGAUUAUGCACAGCUCUUCCGCUCAAUCCCUGUGGGCAUUGGACAGGUAUACGGAUGCGACAAUGCUUGGACAGGAGGAAUAUUCAUGAUCGCUCUGUUCAUCUCCUCACCCAUUACAUUUGCGCAUGCAACUAUUGGAUCAGCAGUUGGUAUGCUGUCAGGUCUGGCUCUUGCAGCGCCAUUCAAAAACAUCUACAUGGGCCUGUGGGGCUAUAACUGUGUUUUAGCCUGCAUUGCCAUUGGUGGGAUGUUCUACGCUCUCACGUGGCAGACACAUCUGCUGGCUGUGGCUUGUGCAUUUUUCUGUGCAUACCUUGGCUCUGCAAUCGGAAAUGUGAUGUCUAAUUUUGGACUCCCAGCAUGCACCUGGCCCUUCUGUCUAUCUGCCCUCACUUUCCUGUUGAUCACAACGGAAACCAAAUCCAUUCAUAAACUGCCUCUCACUAAAGUUGCCUACCCUGAACAAAACCUGAGAUACUACUGGAAAAUGAAGAAAGAGGAGAAAACACAAGAGGGAAUUCAGGCCAAAGACACAGAAUCACAGCUGGAGAAAGAGGAAAUAUCCAUUUCAAUGGAAAAGAAAGAUCUGGAUAUUUGCACGGUGGAUGUUCAGCAAGAGGAAAACACACUAUAAGUAGAUCAGAUAGGACCUCAGAGGAAACUCAGCUUCAUUUAAGACAAUUAUAUGUUUCCGUCACAUGAUGUUUGAAAAUUCCACACAAUAAUAGCUAAGAGACAUUGUUUUGGACAUGCCUACAUUCAUGAAUGUGCGCAAGCCAAAAUGCAAGAGCACGAAAAAGUGCUCUGAACAGAUACACACUUUUCCUUAUUAUUCCAGAGAUUGCAAAUCUAAACCUUAAAAAUUGUCAUCAUUAAGUGAGAUGACACAUAAAUGUAAAUGUAUUAUUUAAAAAAAAAUUAACUUAUUAACCUUGACUUUUUAAGUCAUAUGAGUUGUUUAAAGUCAGUGUCAUGUAAGACUUGUAAGGUUAAUUUGAAAGCAAACCCCAAAUUUAAACCUUGUAACCUAAUUUUGCCCCUUGCCAUUCUCAAGUAUAGGAUUUAAAAGUUGACUGGUAAAUCGAUUCUUUAGGUGGCGUUUGCUAUAGGUUGAAGAUCUAAAAGCAUUCCGCUGCACACAAUUUCAAAAUCAUUUGCAAUUCAUAGAUUUCAUAAUUGUAAGAAUAUGUUUCUUAGAAGUAUAAAACAGUCAGUGCCUUAAAUUAAGUUGAAUCAGCUUAACUUUAAGUCUUUUUAACGUAUGUUACAUAACAACAUCGUUACGUAACAUCAGGUUAAAACAACAUAAAAAAAGCAGUUUUUUUCGUGACAUUGAAAAUACAUAUUUUUUCUUUGAAUCACAAAAUGAUCUUAGAUCAAAUAUAAAACAUUUCUGCAGCGUGCAGAAUUUGUAAAACGCAGCAUUCUGUAAAAGUCCCUAGUUCAAAAUUCUGUAGCAGAAUGAGCACGUACACAACAAGAAUGCAAAAGGACUUCAUUUUGAUAAUCAGCUGUCAAAACAACUUGUUAUGCGUCACAAUUCAAAUAUACAAGCCUAUGUCACUUUUUGCUUCCAGCUAAGGAGAAAGAUUAAAGCAUGUCAAAUGAAAAUGUCAAAAGUCAAAAAGACAAAAAGUGCAGUUUGUUUUGUAACUGUUCAUAAUGUGUAAUGCAUCGUGUUGAAUAGAGAGCCUGCUCUAUUUCAGUGUUUUCUUCUGUAACAAAUGUGUGUUAUAUUUUUAAAAAUGUCUUUUAUAAAUUGCAAUAAAUUUAUAUUUUUUACAUUAAAGUUA
Molecule: messenger RNA, 3743 nt
Organism: Danio aesculapii
Lineage: Eukaryota; Metazoa; Chordata; Actinopteri; Cypriniformes; Danionidae
Gene: slc14a2
Product: solute carrier family 14 member 2
Exons: 18
Coding region: 128-2584 (818 amino acids)
Biological process (GO): urea transmembrane transport
Cellular component (GO): membrane
Molecular function (GO): urea transmembrane transporter activity
Source: RefSeq, a predicted model, not a curated record